Bemisia tabaci is the source of this 3257-nucleotide messenger RNA. Its product is annotated as mid1-interacting protein 1-B. NCBI's taxonomy places the organism in Eukaryota, Metazoa, Arthropoda, Insecta, Hemiptera, Aleyrodidae. Gene Ontology annotation, biological process: regulation of lipid biosynthetic process. Gene Ontology annotation, cellular component: cytosol. The record is from RefSeq and is a predicted model, not a curated record.
UCAUCCCGGACCCGGAUGUGCGAGAGGAAUUUCUAACUCCAUCGUCCCAGCCGAAAAGUGAAAAUAGUGCUUAAAUCUCUUAAAAAUAAAGUUAAAAAAUACAAGUAUUUGCAGUGGAUGCGGAAGCUCUUUUGUGUGACGCACGCCGCUCUAGUUUCUUUUAAGUGCGUGAAACAUCUCGAUGUGGGUUUAGUGUUGUGACUGGAAAUUUCUCCUCCGAUAUCGCUCCGAAAACUUCAUGAAUUCAUCUUCAAGGAGGAAUUGCUUACAACGACUGGCCAGUCACAAGGACACAGAGUUUUCAAAACACAGCAUCAUGAAGACUAUGGAGAACUUCGUGACGGCCGUGCAGGACAUGGAAGAGACGAUCCUAGUUCCAUGUCGGCUCAUGGACCUGAAAGUCGGCGACAUGGCCGACACGACGGACCUGAAGAUGGAAGGCAAGCGCGCCAUGGCCAGCUCGGACCUCUACAGCAUGUACACCAUGGUCAACUCGGUCAAGAACCAACUCCUGUGGGGCAGCAAGGACAGCCCCGUCCCCGAAUCUCAACCCUCCCCAGUCACGCAGGUUUCGCAGUCACAGAAAACCCACGUCCGCAGGCCGUCGACCGCCUCAGUGUCGUCGACCAACUCCUCAGGUUCGACCAUCAGCGACACCGACUCCGAAGUCGGGCUCGAGAAUGACUCCGGUAUCGAGGGCGAAUCUGAAACUAGUAAAUGCAAUUACAUUCGCUUCGUCGAGGACGAUUUCCGAAGGCACCUUCGAGGACUCCACCAUUCCCUCAAGCAGAUGACCGAGGCUGCGCGAUAUCUCACCAGUAGGUACCAAAACGACGUCGGCGGCGCUGUCUGAUGUCCGUCGGGAUGAGUGCAUGGACUGCAUCCUCUAUUUUUAUUUUUUCCUUUUUUUCUCUCGUCUUUUUUUAUCAUCUCUGAAUUUUUUUUACGUUGCGUCGCGUUUGGAGGCAGCUUUUUGUAAUAUGUUUUGUUCGCUCGGAGGGUUUGCAAUCUUCGCGGAAAUCGAAACUACUUGUGAUUCAUUAUUUUAUAAAUUUCGUCGAAGUAAUUGUAAGAUUCCUCUCCUUUGUGUAUUUUUUUACCAUUUAUUUUAUUUAUUUUUAUAUUCCUAAAACUUGAUAUCCUUCGUUUUGCAUUCUUCGUGAAGGAAGAGAAAGUCGAGUGCGGUUAGCUUUCAUACCGAUGUACCAUACUCUUUUUCCGAUCAUCUCUCGACCGAGUACUGUUUAUAUUUUUUAUUGUUUCGUCUUGUCCGAAAUAAAUUGUACUGCGUGAGGUGAGAAGGAAAAUUAACGUGGUGCUCAUUCAUCGUCAGAUGUAAAAAGAAUAAAUAGAUACCUUGAAAAAAAUUGAGGUGUAAAAAAAGAAUUGAGAGAAAAAAAAGAGCGUGGCUGCUCCUUUGAAUUCUGUGAUCUAAACUUUAUAAGUAGACUGUCGCUAGCUGGCGGUCGGAUUUUAUGUUUGAUUUAAAAAAUCAGCUCAAAAUUUAUUGAGGUUUAAUCGCUUUCACCAACACCAACUCUUGUACCAUUUUGACGUAUUGAAAUGUAUGAAACCCCAUGGCUGUGUUUUAAUUUUCUAUGGAAGAAUUCUUUUAAAAAUUGAUAAUUCACAUCCCUCGAACCGCCCAUUUUUAUCUCUCGUCUUUUCAUUUGUACGUACAUUUUUUAAAUUAACUUCAAACUGAUGUGCUCUGGCUUCUAUGAAGCGCUUUCUAUAUCCAGAUACCAGCUUACUGUCAUUGUAUACGGCAUGAAAUUCUUUCAUUAUCGCAAAUUGUUGCAUUUCUCAUAUUGUUAACCUCAGGUUCUAUCAUAAAACAGAGUAUGAAGCUCUGUCUUUUAUCUUUAAUCUUGCAUUCUUCGAAAGAACCUUGGCGGAGAGAACUCCAUCAUUUUUAUUGCAUAUCAGCCUCCUCUGCAUUCUGUUUUAAGCCGUUCAACAUGCUCUUCCACCGUAAACUGUGGUAACAUUAGUAAAGUACUUUUACUUUCAUCUAAAGAAUUUAAAGUUUAUCUCAAAAGCUAGACUAGAAGGAGUGAACGUCAAGUUUUACAAAUAUGUUGGAGUUCUAUUCCCGAGUAGUUCCAUUAUUCUGAUUUAUAUUAUUUUCCUGUGCAACUCACCAGCAAACCAGACCUCUUUGUCAGAUGAAUUAAAGCGAAAGAAUGUUCAUGUUUUAAUUUCCUUUCAAAUAGUUUUUAAAAAGAAACUAGUCUUAGCUUGAAAUAGAGGUAGUUGAGAUGACUGAUUUGUGUAGUUUUCAAAUUGUACGAAAAUCUGACCCAAAAUGUCGAAUGAGAUGAAUGGAUAGUGCGAGGGGCCUUAUUUUUGUAUGAUUUGUCAAUUGCACUGAAUUGACUACUUAGCAAGUUCUUGUAAGUAGUCCAUAAGAGAGGCGAGUAAGCUAUGAAUUGUGAGUAGCCUUGUUUCUUUUACGUACUUUAGUUGAAUUUGAAGUGAAUAUAAUUUGCUUCUGUAUUUAUUGCUCAGUUAAAAAGAUAAAUCUAACUUAAUCUAAUUUUUUCUUUUUUUUAAAGUCAGUGUUCAGUUGGAUUCUCAUGUAAGUAUGUUCACGUAACGCAAAGACUAUCAACUUUCAGAUUUUCCUAGAUGCCAAUAUUUUGUGGUUAAAGCUUAUAGCUCAUUGCUCAUGUUCUGUAAAUGCAACACAAUGUUUAUAUAUGCAUAAUAGGCAGCUGCACUAUUCUCAUUUCUCACUCUAGAAGAAUAUUAUUAGAUUUACAUUUUUUCUGAAUGGUAAGUGGAGAGUGCACUCAGCACCGAAGCUUUUUCUAACUUUAGGUACUUUAAACAAUCAUUUUGAAAGUCUGUUUUUUUGCUAUAAAACGCUUUUUUGAGCAUCCUAUCUUUCCAAAAUUGUGCCUAAGAAUCUAGUUUUCCAUUAUUGUACGCCACUGAAAUGCUGUCUGCUUAAUUAUUCUAAUCAUAUGUACACUCAGCCAUAUUAGAAGGAUGCCAUUUCCUUCUUCCCUUAUCAUUGAUUGUUGAGGGCAGACUGGAAGAAAACAAAUGUAUCUCUAUAGUGCUUUGACCACUGCAAAUAAUGGAUUUCAAUGAAUUUUUGUACAGACAUCAUUUCUAUUUGAUAGCUAAGUUUAAGUGCACAUAGUUACAGAUUAUCUUCAAUUUUGUAAUUUUAAUUGCAUAAGUAGUUGUAUGUAAUUAGAAUACCAUAUUUAUAGUAAAAAAUAAAGAAAAAAUUGUUGAGUACCUUA